AUGGUGGGUCGGAUCCGCGAUGUAUGGGCGGACAAUUUUGAGCAAGAGAUGGAAUAUCUCUGUACUGCAAUUGAAGUGUACCCUUACGUAGCUAUGGACACCGAGUUCCCUGGGAUUGUGGCGCGGCCAAUAGGCCAAUUUCGUGGAUCGACCGACUACCACUACCAAACCCUGCGGUGCAAUGUGGACCUGCUGCACCUGAUCCAGAUUGGGUUGACCAUAUGUGAUGCAGACGGCAAUUUGCCUCCGGAUACGUGCACUUGGCAGUUUAAUUUCCACUUCGAUCUGGAGGAAGAUAUGUGUGCACCGGACUCGCUCGAGCUGUUGACCAAAGCAGGCUUGGACUUUGAGCGGCAUGCGCGCUUUGGCAUUGAUUUGGAGCACUUUGGCGAGCGACUAAUUACCUCUGGGCUCGCGCUUUUGGACAAUGUGCGCUGGAUUUCGUUCCACUCGGGCUACGACUUUGGCUACCUACUCAAAGUCGUCACGUCGCUUCCCUUGCCUGCGCAGGAACGCGACUUUUUUGAUCUGCUGCAUCUGUGGUUUCCAUGUGUAUACGAUAUCAAGUACCUUAUGCGCAGCUGCAAAGCACUCAAAGGUGGCUUGCAAGAAGUCGCAGACGAUUUGCAGGUCACAAGGAUUGGGCAACAGCACCAGGCAGGGAGCGAUUCUCUGCUCACCGCGUCCACUUUCUUCCGACUGCGCGAGCGCUUCUUUGAAGGUGCGAUUGACGAUGUAAAGCACCUUGGGUGCCUUUAUGGAUUCGCAAACACGUCGAAUGCCGCAGUGCUGCCGUCCGGCGGGGUCGUAUACCAGGCGCACCGCGCCGCAACGCCGAGUGCACAGCAUGCACAAGCGGUUGUAUCCACACCCAUGACGCCAGGCGGUAGUGCGCCUUUGCAUUCACCCUUGUCUGCGCAUGCGCGCAUAGCGGAAGCGUAG
Malassezia vespertilionis is the source of this 942-nucleotide messenger RNA. It is a transcript of the gene POP2, whose product is annotated as CCR4-NOT core DEDD RNase subunit. The transcript has a single exon. Gene Ontology annotation, cellular component: CCR4-NOT complex; P-body; CCR4-NOT core complex. The record is from RefSeq and is a predicted model, not a curated record. NCBI's taxonomy places the organism in Eukaryota, Fungi, Basidiomycota, Malasseziomycetes, Malasseziales, Malasseziaceae. Gene Ontology annotation, molecular function: poly(A)-specific ribonuclease activity; nucleic acid binding. The coding region runs from base 1 to 942 and encodes 313 amino acids.